This is a messenger RNA of Rhodotorula toruloides NP11, 1452 nucleotides long. RefSeq lists its product as uncharacterized. The transcript is spliced from 6 exons. NCBI's taxonomy places the organism in Eukaryota, Fungi, Basidiomycota, Microbotryomycetes, Sporidiobolales, Sporidiobolaceae. The coding region runs from base 1 to 1452 and encodes 483 amino acids. The record is from RefSeq and is a predicted model, not a curated record.
AUGCUGCAGACACGGAUAGCACGGCGGACAGUUGCCGUCUUGUCGACACGCGCCGCCCUUCGCCUCCCUUGUCCUCCUCAUCUCCCCCCGACACAACCCUUCUCGACGACUCGACCCGCCCGCUUCCAGUUCGAAGCUGCGCCGUUCGGCUCUCCAGACGACAGUCUCCGUGACCGACUCGAAGGCGCCGCAGAUACCCGGGCUGACCCGCAGUACAAGGUCGAGGCAUGGCCAGUGCUCUUUCCCCGAGAGCGCGCCGUCACGAUUUCGGAGGUGGCUGCCGCGACGGCGGUGAGCGGGGGACUUGGCGUGAGGAUGGGCCUACACCAUCUCGCGAAGCGCUUCUUCGGUUACGAGGGGCUGAGACCGCACGUCAAGAUGGUCGCCUUCAAAGCGCUGUACCUUCCCGUGUGGUUCGUCGACUUGAGUGCGUCGGCUACGGCAGUGAUGGGGGACGAAUGGUACAACUUGACAGUCGAAUCCUUCCGCGUCCCGAUACCCGGCUUCAACCUCCCGCCUCUGACCGGCAUGCCCAUUCGCAUCCCUGAAGACGACCCCUCUUUGAUCUGGAAGGGCGAGGACUUCGACCCCUCCAUCCCCACCAUCCCGUUUACCCGCCACCCCCUUAACAUCCCUCAGAAGCUCAAGGCUUUGCCUCGACGAGUAGCGCGCGACGAGGACGACGUCGGCUUCGACCCCAGCCGAGCAAAGUUCCGCAUGAUCGCCAACUACGCUACCUACAUGCCGGUCUAUCUGGGCGAGUGGGAGGUGGAAUCGGCCGAGUUCGAGUCCGGCAAGACGAGGGUCACGACGUGCAUAUUUGCCGACUCUCCCCAGCCGCGCUUCUGCAUGUACCUGCAGAGGACGCCCGACAGCCAGCCCGAGUGGAAGCCGGCUCCGGCAUCGACUUUCACGCUGUCCAUUUCUGCGCGUCCCGCCUCGGCAGCGGUGUGGGCUGCUCAAAGUGCCAAGAGCAACAACUUGAAGAAGGUGUUUGGUGAGCGGCUGCAGGCGGCGAUUGACGAGUUGAAGGCGGAGAGGGAGGAAAUGGGCGAGGGCUUUGUCGAGUGGACGGAUGUCCUGCCCGAGGGCGGCAUCCUCGACUUUACCGCGAAGCAUGAUCGGGUGUGCUCGCAUGAGACGUGGCAAGAUAUAAACGAGGCAUAUACGGAAGCGCUAGAGAAGUAUGAGAUCGCUCGCGAGUUUCAGGAGCGAGUCAAGGAGAUGCCAACCAGCAACGUCGCUCUCAUUCGCCCCUCCCUCCGCUCGCCCAUCCAGCGGAUAGACCGCAAGCAGUUGCUGGAGACGAUCAGCGACUCGGUUGACGAGUGGCGGGAGUUGGUGGAGGAGUCGAAGCCGGACUGGCUGCGCAAGGCGGAGGAGAACGAGAAGAGCGUAGCCGGGCGUGAGACGAGCAAGACCCGGGCGCGGGACCGUGGCCGGCGAGUGUGA